GUAAUCACUUUAGUGAGAACGAAGAGAGGGAAGGGCUCUGCACGUUCCUCCGGGGCAGCUCUUAGCCCCGCCCCCUAACCCUCCGGGCCCCAAUUGGAGUUAGCACCGCCUCAGUCCGGGCCUUCGGAGCACGCGCAUAAACCCCCUCUGGCCUCGGAACUACGCUUCCCAGAAGUCCCUGCAGAAGACGACGGUUGUCAUAGGAAUGGUUGGCUGGGGCAGGAGGAGGUACAUGCCGGUAGAAGGCUCUGCUGAUUCUUGAAGGGCAUGGUCCCAGCCAUCUUCACAGCUGAAGCCCAGGAGUCUCUGACCUUCGAGGAUGUGGCUGUGGAAUUCACCCAGGAGGAGUGGGGGCACCUGGACUCUGCGCAGAGGAACCUGUUUAGGGACGUGAUGCUGGAGAACUACAGGAACCUCGUCUCCCUGGGGCUGACAGUCACCAAACCAGAUCUCCUCUUCCAUUUGGAGAGAGGAGAAGCACCGUGGGCUCCACAGAGGCAAGUGCCAGGAGGUGGCGCUUCAGACUGCCCUUCUUGGGAGCCUAGGUAUGAAGCCACUGAGGAAGUCCCACUAUGGGGUAUUUCUAUGGGACAGUCAUCCAAGAAAAGGCUCAAAAGGGAUUGUUCCAGGAAUUCCAAGUUAGGAGAAACGUUGGAAUGUGGUGUUGGCUCAGAGCAACAGGACAGCCACCAGAACCUCUCCAAGCAGAUGAUAAUCACAGAGAGAAAAGCUCCUUUAAAAGCCAGCGAAUGUGAUAGAUUUGGAAAAGGUUUUGGUGUAGGGACAGUUCUGAUUGCACAAAAGGGAGUUCACGCAGGAAAAUAUGUAAGUAAAUGUGAUGCACGUGGAACAAACUUCAACUGUAAUGGCAUCUUCUCGGAGAAGAAGCUUUGCAAAUCUAAAUACAGUAAGUCAUUUGGGCGCCAUUCAGAACUUAGUGAACAUCACAGAAAAUAUAUUGAAGAAAAGCCAUGUGAGUGUAAUGAAUGUGGGAGGUCCUUGGACAGGUGUGGAUCUCCCACUGACCAUGAGAAAAGUCAUCCUGGAGAGGAAUCCUUGGAACGCUCGGAAGGUCUGCAAUCUUUUACAUGGCCAGGACGGUUAACGGAAUGUAAGAGAAUCCAUCCUGGAGAGAAACCCUUUGAAUGUAAUGACUGUGGGAAAUCCUUUCGAUGGAAUGGAGAGCUGACUGCCCACAAGAGAAUUCAUACUGGAGAGAAACCCUUUGAAUGUAAUGACUGUGGGAAAUCGUUUACAUGGAGUGGACAGCUCACCGAACACAAAAGGAUUCAUACUGGAGAGAAGCCAUUUAAAUGUAGAGAAUGUGGCAAAUCCUUUAACCGUGGGGGGCACCUAACCAGACACAAGCGGAUCCACACUGGAGAGAAGCCCUUUAAAUGCAGCGAGUGUGGGAAGUGCUUUAUCCGUAGCUGGCAGCUUACCACGCACAAGAGGAUUCACACUGGAGAGAAACCAUUUGAAUGUAGCGAGUGUGGAAAAUGCUUUAUUCAGUGCGGAGACCUCACUCGACAUAAACGAAUUCAUACUGGCGUGAAACCCUUUGAAUGUAGUCAGUGUGGAAAAUCUUUUAGCUGGAAACAAGAGCUUACUGCACACAUGAGAAUUCACACUGGGGAGAGACCCUUUGAAUGCAACGAAUGCAGGAAGUCCUUUCGGUGGAGGCAACAGCUUACCGCGCAUAAGAGAAUUCAUACUGCGCAGAAACUCCUUGAAGGGAGCAUCGCAGGGAAGGAAAUGACCUCUGGGUUCCUAAUAGCCACGUCCCAGGAAUCAGUGACCUUCAAGGAUGUCUCUGUGGACUUUACCCAGGGGGAGUGGGGCCAGCUGGACCUCUCCCAGAAGAACCUGUACCGAGAUGUGAUGUUGGAGAACUACAGGAACCUGGUGUCCCUGGGGCUGCAAGUUUUCAAACCAGAAGUCAUCUGCAGGUUGGAGCGAGGGGAAGCACCAUGGGUCCUGGAGAGGGAGAUCUCAAGAGGCCCCAGUCUGGAUUGGCCAGAAACCAGGGAGACAGUUUCAAUGGAGAGUUUUUAUAUGGCAGAAUUAUCCCAAGAAAGACUCAUAAGAGAUGAUUCUUGGGACUUCAAACUUGAAGAAGCCCCCAAGUGUAUUAGCAAGUUCAAGAGGGAGCAAGUCAACCAGGGAAGAGAGUUAAAGCAAAUAAUCACCCACAAGAGCAAUUCUAAUAAGAUGAAAAGUCACGAACAUGACAAAUUUAGGAGGAGUUCUAGUCACAGGUCAGUCUCUGUUAUACAGUGGAGUAGUCCUACAGAAAAGAUCAUCCAUAAAUAUGAUACAUAUGUAAAUAACUUCAAACAGUAUUCAGAUCUAGUUAAACAUAAUAGAAUCUCCUCAGGGAGGAAACUUUGGAAGAGUAAUGACUAUAAUAAAACCUUCUGUUACCACUCAGACCUUAUUCGCUAUCACAGACUCCCUACUGGAGAGAAAUCCUAUACAUAUCCUGAGUUUGGGAAAACCUUCCACCAAAAGCGACACCUUACUCAAUAUAAGAGAAUUCCUGCUGUAGAGAAACCAUAUAAAUGCACUGACUGUGAAAAAUCCUUCAGUAAUAGCACAUCCCUUAUUUUGCAUCAGAGAAUUCAUACUGGAGAGAAACCUUAUGAAUGUCUUGAAUGUGGGAAAACUUUUAGCCGAAGUAUGUACCUUACUCGCCACCAGAGAAUCCAUACGAGGGAGAGACCAUAUAAAUGUAGUGAAUGUGGGAAAGCCUUCAGUCAGAUUAUGUAUCUUGCCCGACAUCAGAAAAUUCAUACUGGAGAUAGGCCCUAUCAAUGUAAUGAAUGCGGAAAGGCCUUCAGCCAGAUUUUGUACCUCACUCGACAUCAAAGAACUCAUACUGGAGAGCGACCUUAUCAAUGUAACGAAUGUGGAAAAGCCUUUAGUCAGAUUAUGUACCUAACUCGGCAUCAGAGAAUUCAUACUGGAGAGAGACCCUAUAAAUGUAGUGAAUGUGGAAAAGCCUUCAGCAACAGCUCAUCUCUUAUCGUACAUCAGAGAAUUCAUACUGGAGAGAGACCCUAUAAGUGUGAUAUAUGUGAAAAGGCCUUCAGUCAGAGAGGACACCUUACUGAACAUCAGAAAAUUCAUAACAGGGAAAAACCCUACAAAUGUACUGAAUGUGGAAAAGCCUUUAGCCAAAUUAUGUACUUUAAUCAGCACCAGAGAAUUCAUACUGGAGAAAAACCAUAUAAAUGUAAUGAAUGUGGGAAGGCCUUCAGCAAUAGCUCAACUUUUAUUGUACAUCAUAGAAUUCACACUGGAGAAAAACCCUAUGAAUGUCUUGAAUGUGGAAAAGCCUUCAGCAAGUGCACAGGGCUUGUUCUGCAUAAACGAAUUCAUACUGGAGAGAAACCCUAUAAAUGUAAUGUAUGUGAAAAAACUUUUAGUCGGAGGGGUCACCUUACGGAACAUCAGAAAAUUCACAAUGGAGAGAAACCCUACAAAUGUGAUGAAUGUGGAAAAAGCUUUCGACAGAGAGGGCACCUUACUGAACAUCAGAGAACUCAUACUGGGGAGAAACUCUAUAAAUGUAAUGAAUGUGGCAAAGCCUUCAGUAAUAGUUCACAGCUUACUUUACAUCACAGAAUUCAUACUGGAGAGAAGCCUUAUAAAUGUAGUGAAUGUGGCAAAGCUUUCAUUAACAGCUCAUUCCUUACUCUACAUCAAAGAAUUCAUACUGGAGAAAAACCAUAUAAAUGUAAUGAAUGUGGGCAAGCCUUCCGUCAUCCAGGAAAUCUUACUGAACAUCGGAAAAUUCAUACUGGGGAGAAGCCCUAUACAUGUAGUGAAUGUGGAAAAUCCUUCAGUCGUAGUAUGUACCUUACUCGCCAUCAGAGGGUCCAUACUGGAGAGAAAUGCUAUAAAUGUAAUAUGUGUAAUAGAGCCUUCCAAAAUAGCUCUUCCCUCACUUUACAUGAGAGAAUCCAUAGUGGAGACAAACCCUACAAAUGUUUUGAAUGUGGAAAAGCUUUCAGCCAGGGACUAUACCUUACUCGUCAUCAAAGAAUUCAUACUGGGGAAAAACCGUAUAAAUGUAAUGAAUGUGGUAAGGCCUUCAACCAGUCUGCCGGUCUUAUUCAACACCAAAUAGUUCAUACAGUAGACAAACCCUAUAAGUGUGAUGAAUGUGGAAAAACCUUCAGUCGGCAAGGAAGUGUUAUCCAACAUCAGAGAAUUCAUACUGGAGAAAAACCCUAUGUGUGUAGUGAUUGUGGAAGAGCCUUCACCCAUAGCUCAUCCCUUGCUGUACAUCAGAGAAUUCAUACUGGUGAGAAGUCCUAUGAAUAAUCACCAUUUUAUUCAUUCACUCUCUCCUUGCCCGCCCGCCCCCCAUGGGGAAAGAAAAACCUAGAAAAAACUGAAAUGCUCAAAGAUUGGGUAAUCACUGAGCGGUGACAUCAUCAUAACGGAAUAAUGAGUCUCAGAAUUUCAAAGUUGAAAGAGACUUGAGAAGCAUGUAUUGCAACAACCUCAAAAAGAUCAUCCAGAAUUUCUUUAGAUCUCCAUAAAGGGAAAACCCACUACUUCCUAGGGCAGCCCAUUCCACUAUGCGAUAGCUCUAAGUCGUUAGGAAUUUAAUUGCGUUUUUUCAACCUCUUUCCAUUACUCCUCGUUCUACCUUCUGGGGCCAAGUAGCAGAACACAUGGAACACUUCUUCCAUGAGGUAGUCCUUUACAUACUUGAAUAUGUCUGUCAUAUGCCCCCUACAUCUUUUCUAUUCUAGGCCAAAUAUUCACACUUAACUUUAGUCCAUCCUCGUAUGGCAUGGAUUUAAGGCUUUUUGAUAUCCCGGCUGACUUUUCUGCUCACCAGAUUAUCAGGGUACCUGGGAUUGAAAAAAUAUUCCAAAUGUGGUCUGAUCAUGGAGGAGCAUAACAAGACUAUUACUUCCUUCCUUUUUUAAAAUUAGCUUUUUUUGCUGUUAUAUCAUACUGUUGUUGACUCAUAUUGAGUCAACAUUAAAAUCCUCAGAUAUUUUUCAGAGAAACUGCUGUCUAAAUAUUCUUCCCUCAUUUUUUAUUUGUGAAAUCAGUUUUUUUUUUUAAACCCCACAACUUGGCACUUGUCUCUAUUAUAAAUAUCAACUUAUUAGGUUCAGUCUACUAUCCUAACUAGUCAAGAUAGUUUGGAUCCUAUCAUCAUCUAUUGUGUCAGCUCUCCCUCCUGGCUUUACAUCGUCUGCAAAUCUGAUGUGUGUGAUUAUGCCUUUUUAACCAUUUCAUUUAUGUUAAUAGUGCGAGGCCAUGCACAAUACCUAGGGAGGAGGGAUCCUGAUUAAAGGAUUGUUUUAAACCACUCAAGGCUCAUAUUCCACAGCACUGCUCCCAUUUCAAAGGUGAUUGACAGUGACUCAAUGGACACAUGUAGACACAGUUCCUCCUGUACUUGCUAAUCAUUUGUUCCAGUUGCCUUGAACUGAUUGUGCAUAAGCACGCUGAUUAUUUCCUUAACUCUGGUUGGCAGUUCCUUAGUAGUAUCCAUUUUUGUCUGCCAUUUUCAAUUUACAGGUCAGUUGGCAGAGAAACUGGAAGCAAACUAAGAAUUGAGUAGUUUCUCAUCAGUUAUCCCAUCUAGCUCAGGGAGCAGCCUUAUGCCAUCUUUGUUCCUCCUCUUUACUCCAGUAUAGCUAAAUAAAAGAUGUUUUGUUGCCGUUAGUUUUAUUUGCCAACCUCGGCUCAUUCUGAACUUUGGCGUUUCUGACUUCAUUCUUCUGAUUCUAUAUCAUACUUUUUAUUCUUCUUGUUACCUUCCCUUCCUUUGUCUUCUGGACGUGUCUUAAGAUGCAAAUUUUAUGGUGAAUUUCCUGUGGGUCCAUAUCAGUCUCUUCAGGCCUGAAUGAAUGGCAGUUUCUCUUUGUGUCUUCAGAAUUUCAUUUGGAAACACUUCUUAUAUUCCUCCUGUACUGACUUCCCCUGGAAACUUUUGGUUCAUGGGAUCCUGUCCUUUGAAAGUAUAUACGACAACAUUAAAAAUGAGAGGAACAUUACAAAAUACAUUAAUAUCCAUACAAUGUCAAGAGAGCUAGAGGAAGCCUUCUCUCCCCAGAAUGUUGUCGUGUUCCCUCCUUCCCAGAUUUGUGGAAUCAUAGGAAUAGCAGCACCAGAUGAAACCGUAUGAAUGGUUUGCAAUCUGCACCUUUGGAGGAAGUCUCCCCCCCCCCCCCACUCCCAUGAGAUCAGAGGUUCAUGGAAAUAUGAAAAAAUGCUUCUCUUAAAAUUAUGAAAUAACAUGAAUCAAACCAGAAGCACAAAACUCAUGCUGAUUACAACGGAAUAGGAGGGAGGAGAAUAUACACAAAUAUGUAAAGAUGAUUUGACAUUUAAUACAGACAUGGAAUAACUAAUAAACUUAUGGAUGUUUUAAAUGUUGAAAUUAAUGUAUUGAACUGUAAAUAGUCAAAAUCUUUCAUUAAUUUUGUUAAUGUUUAAAGUUAAGCUAGUGAUAAAUUAUUUAAAAAUAAACAAUGGGACAAGAGAAGAGAGAAUGAAGGACUUAUUACAUCUAGAAAAGCACCUUUGGGGUAGAGGGAAUGAAAAUUGCUCUCUAAGUUUGGUGAUAGAGUAGGAUGAGUUGUUCUAAGACCAGAAAAGCUGGCUUACCACUAAAUAAUGGUUAAUUUUUUUCCUUCUCCCCCCUCCACCCAACAUCUAGUUACAGGGAUGGGCUCAUAGGAAUUUUCAGGUGCAGUGAUGCUCUGUCAUGGUAGUCGUUCGUUACUUAACACAACUUUAGUUCUGGUAUGCUUGGAUUCUAACCCCCGACGUUCCAUGUCUCCAAAUUGCUCAAAGACCUGCUACAGCCUCCUACUCUUCCCCAACAUUGCCCCAUUACUGCAAAAUUACCAUUCUUUCAAUAUAGAGUCCAUAUAGUUUAUAUAAAUCACUUAAUUUCAUCUGUAGGAUAAUCAUGAAUUACUGUGAUUCCACAUUAGACAAUGCUAAAAUGAGAAAAUGUAUAAAGGUACCAUGCAGCUUCCAUCUAUUGGUAUCAUUAGCUAGUCAUGAACUUUCAGAAGGACCAAUGGAUCCCCUUCCACAGUUUAUCCCUCCUGGUAGUAUCCAUCAUUUAGUCCAAAUGACUCAAUUGAUAGCAUUUUAGGGGAAGGGAAUCGGGAUGAGAGUCUUUUCAAAGUACUGUAUGCAUGUUGGUCCAUCCAUGGGGAAUGCGCUGGAAGAAGGAAUUCUUUGUAUCCUUAAUGACUUUUGGGGAAAUCAUCACAUGAUUUGAAAUCCCAUGGAGACACUGUUAAUUGUAUCUAAAAUCAACAAGAGUUUGACGAGAGGUGGUCUUGGAGCAUGGUAUACCAUCUGGUAGUAGGGUAUCGAGCACGAGGUCCAACUGAAGUGAGGACUUGGUUAGUUUGUUCUUCUGCCAUUUUAAUCCUAAAUUUCUGAGUAAAGCCUUAGGGCUGGGCAUUCUAUGUGCUUGGAGCCAGAGCCUAGUACGAAACACCCUGAAGUGUGGGGAAAUUGGAGCAUAUCUAUCAUCUGGGGAUUCCAUAGCUAUUGGAACUAUGGAUAAAGUUGUAUUGGAGGCCCAUCCUCUGAUAUGCCUCCAGGUUUUUGAAUUUUGGAAUCUAGAGUUUUGAAGAGAACCUCCAUAUUUUCAUAAGCAUUCCCCUCCUCUCUCCUCCCAUUUCCAUGAGAAUUUGUUCUGAUCCUAGUCUCAGAGACCCCUCCACUCCUUUGUUUUUGUUCUUCUGUGGGUUCAGCUCUUACCUGAAGGAAGAUGCAGUGCACACACACACACACACACACACACACACACGCACAGAGGCAUCAGUUCCUAAAGGUGAGACUCAAGUCACAGAAUCAUAGAAUUUGAAAAUGAGGCCAUUCAGUACAACCUGUCCCCAAAGUUUAUCUCCAGUAUAACACAUCCUAAAAGUGAACACCCAGGCUGCUUGAAGACCUCCAAGCUAGGAGAAACACCUGAGGCAACCCAUUCCAUCCCUGGGCAGUUCUAAUUGUUGGGACUUUUUCCCCCUGGAUGUUAAGCCUAAAUUUGUCUCUCUUGCGAUACCUGUCCAUUGUCUGGUUCUGCCCUCCAGGGCUAAACAGAACAAAUCUAAACUCUUUGGCAUGAAAGCCUUUCACUUGAAAUAGCUUUCAUGUCUUUGUUCAGUCUUCUAGACUAAACAUCCCAAGGUCUUUCAGCCAUUCUACAUAGAUAAACAGUGAAAGCUCUUCGCCGUCUUGGUUGCCCUUUUGUGGAUACUCUGGGAUAUCAAUGGCUUCCUUAUACAGCAUUGCCUAGGAUUGAACCCAAGAUUCCAGAAGAGGUCUGACUAGGGUGAGAUUCAGAGGGACUACCAACUCCUUUUUCCUGGACUCUAUCUUUGGCUCCACUCACAGGAAGGACUUGGGGAAAUACUGGAAAGAUGGGAGUAUCUGAAUCUGCUGUCUUCUGAAGCUCUGAAUUCCACCCCUGACCUUGAUCCUGGAGACAUGGGAAGAAAAAAGACCAACAAGAUAGAUGUGAGAGUUUACAUAAGAAGUGGCUCUUGAAUGGGAUUGGCGAAACCAAUGGGAACAGUGUAGUGAUUCCUAAGCAAGAGUGAUGGGACUGUUCAAAUGGGAGCUGGAAAUUGGGGAGCCAAAUGCAUUGGGAAUUAAUGACUUAUUUUACAUUCCUUGAUUGUGUCUUUGUUCUAAAUGCCCUCAUUUACUUUUAAGCCAGCAAAUGUAACUUUAAAAAAUUUCUAGCCCCAAACUCCUAAAUUGCCGGUUGUGUUUCACUCAGUCCUGAUCCAUUUAGAGAAUAGGCAAGAGAAGAAAGGGAAAUUCAUUUAUCAUCUUUUUGAGAUGAGAUAUUUGGUUCAUCUGGACCUUAACCAGGGCUGAAUUUGAGAGGAAGAGUAAAGUGAAAGAACUGGAAGAUUUUUCACAAAUCUCACCAAAACACCCAAUAUAACCCUCCAUUCCUCUUGGGGAUGGGGUAGGGGAGGGAAGCCAGAAGCGUUGCAAAAUGGAGAAAUAAGUUACUGCCUUAGAGUGAGCAGUCACUUAAUAAAUGCUUAUUGAAUAAUUGAUAAAGGCUUUCCCAUAUUCAUUACACGGACAGUAUCACACAAUUUCUGAAGCUCUUGGAAAAGAAUUCCUUCUCGGUUGACUGUACAAAUGGUCACCUCGCCUCUGCUUGAAGAUUUCCAGUAAGGGGAAACCAUUACCAGAGGCAACACAUUCCCUUUACGGGUACUUCUAGCUAUUAAGUUUUCCCUCAUACCAAAGUCUAAAUUGAACUCAGCAAUUUCUUCUCAUUGUCCCUGAGGUCAAGCAUCAAUAAGCAAAUACACAUGUAAUGAGCUCUGUGCCAAGCACAAUACAAAGUCAAGACAAUCGCUGCCCUCAAGGAGUUUAUGUUCUUUUAAAAAAAAAAAUUCAUUCAUUAUGAACUUAAAAGUGAUUAACAAACACAAAAGCUUUCAUAUAUAAAAGACAGAAAAAGAAUAGCAUAUGUAACAAGGACUAGUCAAUGAUAGCCCAGCUCUUGGAAACGUGUGAUGAGCAUGGCUUAUGGAAAUACUCCAUAGAAAUGUUGGAGCCUGCACAGAUAGUCUAAUUCCAGUUCAAGAAUUCCAUUGGAGAAGAAUUGGAUUUUUGAUUGGUUAAUGAGUGAGAACAGGGAGUAGAAGUAAAAGAUUCCCAGGGAGCAGCUAUCCCCUUUUCUAGUCUCUAGGGAUGAAUGAUGAUUGGCUGGGUGAGAGGGGCUUUGUUUUAAGUCAUACCUUGCAAAUUUUCAUAUGAGCUGGGCUCUCAUAAGCCAGACUGCUAGACAUCCAAGCCAAUCCACCAUUGAAAAUAUCAACGUCAAUAUUAUCCUUAGUUUACUGUAUUUAUUGUACAAGGUCAUUUAUUUUAGUAAUUGGGAUAGAAUCUGCCUAAAACCAUCCUUCUAUGUCCUUGAGUUAAACUCGGGAAUUCAGCUUUCCCUAGGAGUUAGUUUAAAGGUAUAAAUAAAGGAAAAAUUCUCUCAUACCAUUAGCACCUGGGAUAGCUACUUGUUAAGACCCAGCAAGCUAAUCUGGUGCCAUACACCAAAAUAUAUAUCAUGUGUCUUUGACUGUCCUGGCAUCCUUAGGGGGGAAUCUGAUCCAGUUGUUUUGAUGUCUUAGCAAAGAUCACAGGGGGCAGAAGGAUCCCAUAAAAUAAUUAACAUGCCUUAAUUAUCAGAAAGAACACAAUUAGCCUUUCCUGAAUGCCGACCCACUUUUCUUAGGGUAGCCAAUUGUAAUGUUCCACAACUACGAAGGCCCCCCAUUGUCGCUGCUGGCCUUACUGAGGUGACCAGUCUGACUUGUUUUGUUAACAGUUAUAUACAUCACUGCUAAUAAAGUGACUUUGGUCAAAGUGUUUACAUCAGUUUAUUUUAUUGAAUUUACUCGACCACCAUGUAUAACAAUUUAAAAUUUAUAUAUUAAAUUUAACAUGGUAGUACCAACACUGUCCUUCUUGUCUGCCACUUGCUAAAUUUCCUUCUGCUCUUCUACUUUUUCUCACUGAUUUUUUUUUCUGCAUCACUAUAACUGUCACUCCCCCAAUAACACUCCCUACCAUAAACAAAAGCCCUCCUUUCUACAAAAUAAUACAACCAAUAAAACAAAUUUGCUUUCUGUUUGGCAGUAUCUAAAAAUAUAUGAAUUUUUCUUUCAAAGCUCUUGUCCUUUACAACUCUAAUCAGUGUGUAUGGCACAGAAGAUAGAAUUAGAUUUGAAAUCAGAAAGAUCAGAAUUCAAAUCCUUCCUCACUUAGUAAUUUUAAGACCUCCAACAUGUCUUUGCUUGUUUCCUCAUCUGUAAAAUGAAGAUAAUAUCAUCUGCUUCUAAAGGGUUGUGGAAUUAAAUAAUAUAAUUAACAAUUUAUAUGUUAAAUAUUUGUGUAUAUUAUUUUGCAAACUUUAAAAGUUUAUGUAAAUGCUAUUUAGUAUGAUGAUGAUGCAUAUAUUAUUCCUCUUGGUUCUGCUCACUUCACUCUGAUUUUUUCCCUUCUAUUUUUCCUAUUCUGACACCAACUCAAAUGAGCCCUGUCACAUAAUGAUGAGGAUAAUGAUGUUUAUGGCAUGACUAUAACGCCAUAAGGUUUGUACAGCUAUUUCCAUUUUAUCCUAUACAAAACAGCACACAGUAUUAUGGUACCUAUCUCACUUUAUCUUUAUUUUAAUCAUCGUUAUACACAAUUUUCUCUUAUACACAGUAGAACAUAGUAUCACACACCCACGAUUUUAUCAUUAUUAAAUAUACAUAAUCUCAUUGUCUUAUACGUAGUAAAAUAGAAAAAGCAUUGCACGUUUAAACUGAAUCUAUUAUAUACAGCUUGAUUUCCUUUUAAAUAUAUUUCUAUAAUAAAUUGAAUACGAAGCUUUCAAAGCUGUUUUUGUCUGUCCUGGCUUUUUUGUUUGUUUUCUUCUCUGUACAGUUAAAAAAUGUUUAAUAUUUUUUAUAUAGCCUAAAUUUUCUUCAUCCCUCCAUUUUGCUUCCCAGAAAGCCACCCUAUUUAAGUAUAUAGUUUUCAAAUUUUAUUUUUAUUGUCAUGCACACGCAUAGAAAAUCAAAGUUCCAAAGUAAAACACAAAUACACUGGUGUGAAAGGGGACUCCCAGCUUUUUCUCUGGAGGUGGAUAGCGUAAGUCUUUCAGGAUUAUGUACGUAUGAAUACGUAUAAUUUUUUUUUUAAGGAAAAGAGGAUGAAGAGAAAGAAUCAAAACUGAGCAGUACACGAUCUCCCACCCCCGUGGGCUUCUUUGGAGCCAUGAUAAUGCUCUGUCCUUCUUCAGGGGUUUUGUGGUUACUGGUUUUUUGUUACAUUAUUAUUGUCGUUGUAUUUAUUGGUUUCCUUCCUUUUGCAUCAGUUCAUGUAGCUCUUUCCAUGUAGUUUUGCAGCAUAUUCUUACAGCUCUUAUAUUAUAUGCACAUACAUUUUAAUAUACACCACACCCAUCCCUUCUGUCAUUUCUACUAGACUAAUAAUAUUCCUUUAUUUUCAUAUGACAUAAUUUGGUCAGCCAUUCACCAGCUGAUAGGCACCCAUUUUGUUUCCAGAUCUUUGGUAUGAUGAAGAGAGAUAGAAGUAGGAGUAUGCUAGGGCGGGUUCAAACUGGCUCUGAAGAGCCAAUAAUAAAUUUUCAGUGUGAGCAUUUACAUUUUGGUAAGCUACAAGCUGGGGCUUAAUUUGUUUUGUUAAUGGUUUAGGCUUAAGUGAUGGAGAAAUGUUAAUAAUGUAGAUUAAACAAGGGAGUAGUGCCUAGAUCUUCCUCAGAGCUGGUUGUUAAACAUUUAUCAGCACGUCCCUGGGUAUAAGUCUAGUAGUAGUAUAACUGGUUGCAUGGCUAGGUACAGUUAAGUGACCAUAAUGCCAUGUUCCUUUCCAGAAUUACUAGAUCUCUUUGCAGAUCCACCAAUAGUGCGUCAGUGGGCUGUCUUCCAACAACUGCCAUUUUCUGUUUUUUCAUCUUUGUCUAUCUGGUGAAUGUGAGAUAAACUCAGAGCUGUUUUAGCUUUCAUAUCUUUUAUGAUCUGAAUAAUUUUUUCCAGGAAACUACGUAGAGGUCUUACUCUUUUGAGAAUUACCUGUUCAUAUCUGUUGACCGCAAGGAGCUUACCCAUAUGGGGAGCAGUGGUGGAAAGUAUAUUUUAGCUUGGAAAAUUAGUGUUGGUAAACUGGCUCAUUGGAGACUAGAUUGACAUGCCAUUUUCAGGAGAAAUAACAUAGUUGCUUUGACUAUGGUUCAGAACUGGAAAGAGGGGAGAACACUGAGCAGUAUCGGAGUUGGUGAGCAGAUUCAGGGAGUGAUGUGAAACAUGGUUAGAUCUAGAUCUAGAUGGAGAGGGCAACACUGAUGUGUUUCAUUUUUCAGUCAUGUCUGACUCUCUGUGACCCCAUUUAUGGUUUUCUUGGAAGAGAUAUUAGAGUGGCUUGUCAUUUCCUUCUCCAGUUCACUUUACAUAUGAAGGAACUGAGGCAAAUGAGGUUAAGUGACACCCAGCUAGUAAGUAUCUGGGGGCACAUUAGAACUCAAGAAGAUGUCAUCCUGACUUCAUGCUCAGCACAGCACUACUUAGCUGCCCUGGUGAGUAACUUAGGCAAGCACCAAUCCCAGGGAAGGAAUUCCAGAUAAACUGGGAAACAAGGCUAAUUGCUUUUCUACCAUAUCCCUUUAAAUACCCGAAGAUACUUACCUUAUCUCUGAUCUCACCCCCAUCCUCACACUCCCAAAUCUUCUCUUCCCUAGGCUAAAUAUCCCCAAUCACUUUAACCAAUUUUAGUUUGAAUUCAAGGUUCAUCAUAUAGGUAUGGAUUAGAUGGUCUCUGGGGAUCCUUCUUAAUCUGUGGCUCUGAUUCAAUUAAUUUGAAAUGUUUCCUCUAAUACUUAGAAGGAAACUGUUGAGAACUUUUACUGAUAAUUUUCCUCAGGUCUUAUUUUUAAAAUAAAUUAUUUUAUUUUCAAAUAAUAUUGUCAUGUUUAUAGUUGGUGAUUUUAGCAUCCAAUUAGUUGACUUUUAAUUAGCUUUGAUGCUUUUCUUUUUACAAAUUCAAAAGAAUAAGCAUUGGAAGGGACCUCAGUGACCAUCUACUCCAACCCAUAGAUGAAAGGAAUCCUCACUACAAUACACUCAAGGACAGGUUAUCCCAAAUCUGUUUGAAGAUGUCCAAAUAGAAUUCACAAACCCUGGAGGAAAGCCAUUUCCAUUGGUGAACAGCUGUAAUUGUUGGGAGGGUUUUCCCCGACAUUGUCUUCCUUUGAUCUUUUACCCAUUAGUCCUACUACUGCUCUGUGGGGCCAAGUAGAACAAGUAUAAUCCCUUCCUCCAUGGGCAGCCUAUGGAAUACAGUACUGGGAAGAUCAUUGUCACCUCCCCAAGUCCCUAGCCUCUAUUCUCUCCUCUGGGCUAGUCAUACCAAGUUCUUUCAACUGAUCUUCAUGUGACAUAAAUUCAAGGCUCUUUACCGUCCUUUUGACUAUCACUGUCUUACUCCAGAUAAGGUCUGACCGGGGUGGAGAACAGUGAGAUAGUUUUCAAUUCUUUGAAGAGUCCAAUGUUGACUUCAGGUUAAAAUGGCAGCUUAGAAGCAGCAAAAGUUGGGUCCUCUGUGAAAUCCUUUCCAUACCAAUCAAAAACAAAGUGCUUCAAGGGGGACAUAAAAUCAAAUCUAACAAUAGGACAGAGCCAGAGGACCCUCCUGCUUGAUUCAACUUGAAAGGUACGCAGAGAAGGUUGAUUUCUCAGGUUUAAGGAAAAGAAAGAAGGAAGGCCCCAGGGCCCUCCCCCACCUACUGUGCUGAGUCUCUAGCAGUUGUUGGAAUCUCCAGUGAGGGCUCCAGGCCCAAGGGAGUACCCUGCUGCCACACCUGGGCCAGGCUGAAGGUGCUGACUACAUCAGGCAGGAAGGCAGCUGGAGGAGCUGCUCCAACAGGGGGACAGCUUGGUCCCAGACACCACUCUCCAUCUUGGCAGCUUCUUGAGGGUUUGGCUUCCGGCACAACCAGCUCCACAGAUCAGCUCCAACUGGCUUAAUCUAGUCUAUCAAUAGAGCAGAUAAGAAGCCUUCAGAGGGCAAGGAAGCUCAAUUUCCAACACCCCUCCACCACGGACUGCACUGAGAACCACAGUAAGUAUCGGGCUGACUGGGAUCCCAGAGUGAAGGCUGACAGAAUUCUUUGAUAACAGGAUGGGAAGCCCAGCUCCUUCAACCUCCACACCUUCACUUACACCUUCAGCUUCUUCUGCCUGCUGGAGAAGAUCUGACCUCAGGACUCAUUAAUAUUCCAUCAGCCUAAUCUAGUCAGAGAAGAAGUCCCUUCAGGACAGAAUAGCCCAAUCCCACAGAUCCAGCAAAUAAACAGAGGAGCAAGAUUACAGCCAAUGACAGGGGGAAAGAAGUAAAAAAUAUGAGCAAACAAAAGAAAAAGAAAAAAUAAAUUACAAUCGACAGCUUCUAUCCAGGUAAUGAACAAAGAGCAAAUGGAACAAAGGAGGACCAAGGAACACCAAGCAAAAAAUGCAGAAACUCCAGCGAACUAGGCACAGGCUUUGGAAGAACUCAAAACAUGUUUUGAAA
This is a messenger RNA of Monodelphis domestica (gray short-tailed opossum), 15099 nucleotides long. RefSeq lists its product as uncharacterized. Gene Ontology annotation, molecular function: RNA polymerase II cis-regulatory region sequence-specific DNA binding; DNA-binding transcription repressor activity, RNA polymerase II-specific. NCBI's taxonomy places the organism in Eukaryota, Metazoa, Chordata, Mammalia, Didelphimorphia, Didelphidae. The record is from RefSeq and is a predicted model, not a curated record. Gene Ontology annotation, biological process: regulation of immune system process; negative regulation of transcription by RNA polymerase II; regulation of cytokine production. Gene Ontology annotation, cellular component: nucleoplasm.